GCGGUGGCUGUCCCCGCGCGUGCGCGCCGUAUCACGGUCGCGCGGAGCGGCCGUGCGAGCGGAGUCCGCGAGGGGCUAGGCAGACUGGAGGAAGCGGGGGUCGCGGCGCGGCGGGAGCCGCAGGAGGACGAGGAGGACGAGGAGGAGGCGCUGCCGCACUCCGAGGCGGUGGACGUGUUCCAGGAGGGUCUGGCCAUGGUGGUACAGGACCCGCUGCUCUGCGACCUUCCGAUCCAGGUUACUUUGGAAGAGGUCAAUUCCCAAAUAGCACUAGAAUACGGCCAAGCAAUGACAGUCCGAGUGUGCAAGAUGGAUGGAGAAGUUAUGCCUGUGGUUGUAGUCCAGAACGCCACGGUCCUGGACCUGAAGAAGGCCAUCCAGAGAUACGUGCAGCUCAGGCAGGAGCGCGAAGGAGGCAUUCAGCACAUCAGCUGGUCCUAUGUGUGGAGGACGUACCACCUGAUCUCUGCAGGAGAGAAGCUCGCAGAGGACCAGAAGAAGCUCCGAGAUUACGGUAUCCGGAACCGGGAUGAGGUGUCCUUCAUCAAAAAGCUGAGACAAAAGUGAAUCUCCAGACAUGGAAAACCCUCUGCUGGUGGCUGAGCUCUUCCCCGAGAGGAGGAAGCCUUGGCCACUGUGCCCUUUUCCCAGAAGAGUGUUGCGAUAGCCUCACCCCAGCUGGACCCACCUGGACUCUCAACAUGAACCCUGAUCACAUGGCGGAUCCCACAGGGCUGUGGGCCUGGUCCUGUAUACAGAAUAAACCUAUUUGCUUCUGA
Messenger RNA from Kogia breviceps (pygmy sperm whale), 779 nucleotides. It is a transcript of the gene SNRNP25, whose product is annotated as small nuclear ribonucleoprotein U11/U12 subunit 25. Gene Ontology annotation, biological process: mRNA splicing, via spliceosome. Lineage: Eukaryota; Metazoa; Chordata; Mammalia; Artiodactyla; Physeteridae. Gene Ontology annotation, cellular component: U12-type spliceosomal complex. The record is from RefSeq and is a predicted model, not a curated record.